GACUUCAGCAAGGUGCGGAGCACGCUCCACUCCUGCGCGCGCGACUGGAGCGACGAGGGCGCCGCGGAGCGCGCGGCGUGCUACGGGCCCCUCGUGGACGAGCUGCGCGCGCGCCUCCCGGUCGACGACGGCAACCGGAACCGGCAGCGGAUCCUGGUGCCGGGCGCGGGCCUCGCGCGGCUCGUGCUCGAGGUCGCCGCCGCGGGCUACGGCGCCCAGGGCAACGAGUUCAGCUACCACAUGCUCCUCGUGUCCAACUUCAUCCUCAACAGCCACCUCGACCCGCGGUCCGUGGCGUUGUACCCCUACGUCGACCAGCCGUCGAACGUCAAGCAGAGCGGCGACCGGCUCCGCGCCGUGCGCAUCCCCGACGUGUCCCCCGACGCGCUGCUCCACGGCGCGCCGCCCUGCGACGCGCCCGUGGACUUCUCCAUGGCCGCGGGCGAGUUCCUCGAGGUCUACCGGGGGCAGGACGGCGAGUGGGCCGGCGUGCUGAGCUGCUUCUUCGUGGACACGGCGCCCGUGGCCCUCGAGUACGUCGACGCCAUCUUCGACCUCCUCGAGCCCGGGGGCUACUGGAUCAACCUGGGCCCCCUGCUCUACCACUGGGUGCCGUCGUCGUCCGCGGACCUCGAGGGCGCGGGCAUGGACGACCGCUACGCGCAGUCCAUCGAGCUGAGCUGGGAGGAGCUCAAGCACGCCAUCGAGGCGCGGGGCUUCGAGCUCCUCAACGAGGAGUGGCGCCACUGCACCUACACGGCGAACGCGCGGUCCAUGAUGAACACGGACUACGAGUGCAUCUUCUUCACGGCCCGGAAGCCCCUCACCUAA
Aureococcus anophagefferens is the source of this 831-nucleotide messenger RNA. RefSeq lists its product as hypothetical. The record is from RefSeq and is a predicted model, not a curated record. The transcript has a single exon. NCBI's taxonomy places the organism in Eukaryota, Pelagophyceae, Pelagomonadales, Pelagomonadaceae. The annotation marks the transcript as partial. Gene Ontology annotation, molecular function: S-adenosylmethionine-dependent methyltransferase activity.